GCACUGUGCAAAACCCAUCCACUCCACUGCCUCUUCGUCCCGGCGAUGAGCUGGUAGAAGCUGCGUACGUCGUCGGAAAGGCGCUGGUACGCCACGACACCAUGGCGACGACGGCGCAAACCCCUUCGGCCACCUCCGAGUCCUCCUCCGCACCGAAGCUGUUAAAGAAGGCCAGCACCAGCGAUACGAAGGCGCUCACGCCCACGCAGACCGAAUUUGGGUGCUCGCAUACGAAGAGCCUGCUGACCAGUGCACGGCAAGGCGCCAUCACGGGAUAUCAAAAAGCGAUCACGUCGCUACAGAAAGAGGACAACUUGAGCUGGGCGCUGUACAAGGGAUCAAAUGGACCUGCGGUGACAGGUGCGGUGACGUACCUCUGUCUGCAAUGUCCCAAUGUCAGCGUGACGAGGGACCCGCAUCGCAAAGACCAUCUCUUCGCCGUGGAGUCUGCGAACGGCUUCCUCUACUGCCAUAUGUGCAAAGACUUCGUCUAUGACCCCGCCUUCGAGACCAUCCGAUCCCCGCCCUCCAAGAAGCGAAAGUUCUCUAUGCUGACGGACGAGAACGAUAAGAAGCUGGUUUCGGGCAAUACUGCGACGACACCAUGUGCUGCAACAGGUCUGAGAGGGUUAUAUAACAUGGGUCAGACAUGCUUCAUGUCUGUGAUCCUCCAAUCGCUUAUUCACAACCCAUUCAUCCGCACAUACUACCUCUCCGAGGGGCAUCGAUCCUCCGAAUGCGAACGCGAAGCAUGCACUUCUUGUGCCCUUGACGAUAUGUUCACCGAUUUCUACGGCGCCGAAAAACACGAGGGAUACGGUGCAGUGCAUAUGCUACAAGGCUGCUGGAAAAAUGGAGGGAAUCUGGCUGGGUACAGCCAGCAAGAUGCACACGAAUACCUCGGAUUCAUACUUAAUAGCCUGCACGAGGCGAAUACGGAAGAUGAGGAGAAGAAAGAUGCGAAAAAUUGCGAGUGCGUGGUACACCAAACGUUCGGAGGAAUGAUGCGGAGCACAGUGACGUGCGGCACAUGCAAAACUGCGAACAGCACAUCAGAAGCUUUCAUGGACCUCAGUCUCGAUGUGAAGAGCGCUGGCGUUGUGGUCAAAAAGAAGAAGCUUGCACUCACGGGCGCUACUCAGACUGUGAAGGAGCAGAUCCCGGUGGAGCUGGUCGAAUGCCUGGACCGAUAUACAUCAGCCGAGACGUUGUCGAGCGAAAACUACACCUGCCGCAAAUGCGACGGGCCCAAGGAAGCCAAGAAGAAGCUCUCGUUGACUCGUCUGCCACCAGUCAUCCCCAUCCACUUCAAACGCUUUUCGCAUUCAAAAUCCAGCAAAGAGAGUCAAAAGGUCGACACCAAAGUCCGGUUCCCAUUCGUGUUGGACAUGUCACCAUACGUCAGCAAAUCUGGUGCAGGAAGCAAGGAAGGCACAAAUGGCGACUCGAAAAAGGAUGACGAUGACGACGAAAGCAAAACAUCCAGCAAAGAUAAAGACGCUGCCGACGAAGCACCCGUCGAGCCCGAAGCUCCAAUCUACGAGCUCUCUUCCGUCGUCGUGCAUAAGGGCAAAAUCGACAGCGGGCAUUACAUUUCAUACUCGAAGCAGGACGACGAGUGGUUUCGGUUGGAUGAUAGUAUGGUGGUACUGGUGGACGAGAAAGAGGUCCUGAAUGCCGAGGCGUACAUGCUAUUCUACGUGGUGCAGGAGUUUUGAGGACGAGAAGACAUAUUCUUCGUGAAGAGCAGAGUAGCCAGGAUUUCUGGUGACAAGUGCAUUUUUGGAGGGGAAGUCUCAAGGGGGGCGGAUAUACUUCAAAUUUUUCUCAACAGGACGCCGAGGAUGCGGAGUUUCCUACUUCUUAGAUCUGUGCUGUACGCAGACAGAGAGGGAGCGUGCAUGGCGCUGGGGUGGGAACGGGCAUUGCGUAUCAUAUUCUACAGGAGCAGAAAUGAGAUGUGGCCUUUGUCACUUGAUCGGUC
Molecule: messenger RNA, 1984 nt
Organism: Cercospora beticola
Lineage: Eukaryota; Fungi; Ascomycota; Dothideomycetes; Mycosphaerellales; Mycosphaerellaceae
Product: UBP-type zinc finger domain-containing protein
Biological process (GO): protein deubiquitination
Molecular function (GO): cysteine-type deubiquitinase activity
Source: RefSeq, a predicted model, not a curated record